AGUUCUCACAUUAACGCACCAGCAGCCGUUAGGAAAAUGUGCAUAAUGCUCAACCUCGCCGCCGCCACUUAGCCGCACGCAUCACCACUGGUAUGUUCUGUCGUCUCUUCAAAAACUCAUUCUCCAAAACCAAAAACAUUCACUACAACAAAAAAUUCACCUUUUCUUCUUCCACUGCUCUUUCACUUUCUACCUCACAAACCCAUUUCACAAAACCUUCAAAUUUCUCAUCUUCUGAUCCUAACACCUCCAAAAUCCUCGAAAGACUUUACCUUUAUAGAAACAACCCUACACUUGCACACUCUUACUUCACUCAACUCAACCAACAUAAACAACAUGGUUUCUGUUACAAUAUUCAAACUUAUGUAGCAAUCAUUAAGAUAAUGUGUUAUUGGAAUUGGAUUAGAAAGUUAGAUUCUUUGUUUAUUGAUAUUAUUGCUCAUUCUAAACAAGACCCAUCAUUUAAAAUCAAUGACUUGUUUGAUUCAUUGUUUGAUGAUGUUGUUGAUGUUAAUCAAAAUCAUUACUUGCUUAGAGCUUUUAAUGGCUUUGUUAAAGCUUGUGUUAGUCGUAACAUGUUUGAUGAAGCUAUUGAUUUCUUGUCUAGGAGGAGUUUGAUUUUGCCAAAUGUACUUUCUUUUAAUUUUCUUAUCAACCGGUUGGUUAUACAUGAUAGAAUCGAUACGGCGUUGUUUUUAUUCGACCAAUACAAGAGUUUUGGAUUGAUUUUCAACCGUUAUACAUAUGCCAUUGUCAUCAAGGCGCGAUGUAAGAAGGGUAAUUUGGAACAAGCAUUUUGUGUGUUUGACGAAAUGAAGGAAGUUGGGGUGGAUCCUGAUUCGUAUUGCUAUGCCACUUUGAUUGAGGGGCUGUGCAACAAUAACAGGUCUGAUCUUGGAUAUGGCGUGCUUCAAGAUUGUAGAACAAGGAGUGUUCCCCUAGAUGUUUAUGCCUACACCGUGGUUAUUCGUGGAUUUUGUAAUGAAAUGGAAUUAGAUAAAGCUGAGAGCGUGUUUUCGGAGAUGGAAAAGCUAGGUCUUGUUCCUGAUGUGUAUAUUUAUUGUGCAUUGGUCCAUGGUUAUUGUAAGAGCCGUAAUUUGGAUAAAGCUUUAUCCAUACAUGAUAGCAUGCUUUCAAGGGGUAUAGAGACAAAUUGUGUCAUUGUAAGUUGCAUCCUCCAUUGCUUGGAUGAGAUGGGAAGGGCUUCGGAAGUGGUAGCUACGUUUGAAAAAAUCAAGGAAUCAGGCUUGUAUCUUGACGGGGUAGCUUAUAAUAUUGUAUUUUAUUCUUUGUGUAAAUUGGGUAAGCUGGAUGAAGCAGUAGGUAUGCUGGAGGAGUUGAAAUCUAUGCACAUCAAUUUAGAUAUCAUACACUACACAACCCUUAUUAAUGGUUACUGUCUUAAAGAGAAACUCGAUGCAGCCUAUAGUAUAUUCAAAGAAAUGGAGGAACAAGGAUUUAAACCUGAUGUUGUUACUUAUAAUGUACUAGCCAUUGGUAUGUCUAGAAAUCAUCGUUAUUGUGAGACAAUUGACCUUUUGAGUUAUAUGGAUAGUCAAGCUGUGAAGCCGAACUCUACUACACAUAAGAUUAUCAUUGAAGGUUUGUGUUCACUGGGCAAGGUUGAAGAAGCCGAGGCACAUUUUAAUGGUUUGAAAGAUAAAAGUGUUGAAAUCUAUUCCGCCAUGGUUAAUAGUUAUUGUAAGAUGAAUUGUUUGCGAGAGGCCUAUGAUCUCUUUCAGGAUAUGAAGACAAGAGGGAUUAAACCUGAUGUCUUUGCAUACAAAGUUAUUCUUGAGGGUUUAUUGAACGGAAGGCAGGAGAUGAUUGCUCUGGACUUGUAUAAUGAAAUGUCUUUGAAGGGAAUGACACCAGGUGCAACAUUAAAUCGUCGUAUUCAAAAAGCUAUAAUGAUGCAAUUUCAUCAGUAGCCAGUCAGUUUUACUGCUAGUGCUUGGAUUUGUCCCAUAUUUGAAAGUCUAUCAGGUUGGUACCUAAAGGCACUGCUGCUGAGGGAUUCUAGGAUACAAUUUCCAUUGCAUGACAGCCUCAAUUGUAUAAACAAGAAAGCUUCUUCAAAUCACAGAGCAUCCUUGGAACACGAUGUUGAGCAACUACAAUUAUGCCUACAGCAGGAGAUAUCCAUGCAUAUCUUGCUUGAGAGAGCAAUGGGCCGAGCCUCGAGUACUUUAUCACCUGGACACAGAAACUUUGCUUCUCAGGUUCAGAAUUUCUCUUUGACUAGAAUAGCAUAGCAUGGCUAUUUUGGAUGGAGCAGUACAAAUUGUAGAGCCGAGCCCUCACCUUUUUGUAUAGCAGACCUGUUACAAGUAUAUAUCAAUGUAGAAAUAGAUUUGUCACAAGCAACUUAGAAAUCAAUUUAUUAAACUAGUUAACUAGUUUAAUAUACCAGGGCAAUGAUGAAGGAAAAUGGAAGUCAAUUCAUUUUGGCAUGUUGAAAAAGUGGAGCUGGUAUAACCGAGUCAGCGAAAAUGCUCAUGAGAUAUCUAGCCUUCACGAGGGGUAGAUCAACUUGUUUUGGAGGAUCCAUAAGGAGAGAAAUGGCACAGGCAAGAGUUAUGUGCAAAGCAGACUUCUGAGAUAAUGCAUCUCAAUCACUUAGUAAGUUUAUGUUUGUUUCAUAACAAUAAUCUCCGACCACUUUAUCAUCAUCAUCUAUUGUGACUUAUUGUAACUAUCAUAUUUGUAGUUGCAACAGUACAAGCAUGAGAGAGAUUUAUGUGUUGUAAUAAUUUUCCAAAUUUAUAUAUAGUGUUAUUUUCUA
Trifolium pratense (red clover) is the source of this 2785-nucleotide messenger RNA. Its product is annotated as putative pentatricopeptide repeat-containing protein At1g13800. Gene Ontology annotation, molecular function: protein binding. The record is from RefSeq and is a predicted model, not a curated record. The transcript is spliced from 5 exons. The coding region runs from base 93 to 1931 and encodes 612 amino acids. Lineage: Eukaryota; Viridiplantae; Streptophyta; Magnoliopsida; Fabales; Fabaceae.